AUGGCUACUCCUAAUUCCUGGGCACAGGAGAUUAUCAUGUGUGACCUUUGUGACAACCCCACACAGCAAUUCUGUAACAGCUGUCAAGUCAGUUUAUGUGGAGAUUGUAGUAAGAAGCACGUCAAAGUAAAUGGUUCCCUUACCCAUGACAUCGUCAAUUACAAGGAUAGAGUUACACAGCCUGUAUCACCCAAGUGUGAAAUGCAUCUUAACCAGAGAUGUGAGGCCCACUGUCAACAGUGUGACGUCCCAGUCUGCAUGAAGUGUGUCAUAACUUCCCAUAACGGACACAAUUUUAGUGAAAUACCACAUAUCUUUCUUGAAAAGAAAAUUGAAAUUGAAAAAGAAACACAUGAGAUUGAAUCAACUAUUCUGAUGAGUUUAAAGAAGAAACAGAGAGAAAUAGAAACUAGCAUAAAUAUAUCAAAGGAAAAAUUUGAUGUGCUUAAAAGGGAAUACGAAAAGGAAAGAGAAGUUUGGCACAACGAAGUAGACACAAUAUUCAACAAGAUUAGUUCUUCGGUUGAGUCACUGCGAGAUCGCCACCUCACAACUCUUAAGUCACACCUGUCUAAAUUGCAGAGUUCGAUUACAGAUGUGAUUAAUACAACCCAAGAAAACAAAGUAAUUCUCAAAUCCAACAAAGUUUCGGAUAUCAUUAGACACGAAAGUAAACUGCAAACAUACAGAAACAUUCCUGCAGUUGUCAUUAUGAAAAUUCCUUCCAUCAAAAAAAAAAAGAGAGAGAGGAAGUUGCUGCAAGAGGAGGAUUCAACACUAGUAGAAAAGCUGAGACUGUCACAAAAAAGAUAUGUGGAUGAACUCACUACAGAGAGAUUUGAACAUCAAAAUACAAGAGAGACCAUAGGUGACCUCAAACAGUCGUUCCAGCAACUGCUGUCCGAUCGUAAUAAUUUGUCAGAGAAAUAUGAUACACUCAAAUCACAGUGUAAUAUGUUCGCCCUCCUGAAUGAUAUCACACGUUCCACAUCGGGGGUCACCACACUUUUUGACGAUUCUCUGGCUGCUAGAGGAAAAUUUCGCUUUGGAUAA
Molecule: messenger RNA, 1053 nt
Organism: Saccostrea echinata
Lineage: Eukaryota; Metazoa; Mollusca; Bivalvia; Ostreida; Ostreidae
Product: E3 ubiquitin-protein ligase TRIM45-like
Exons: 4
Coding region: 1-1053 (350 amino acids)
Biological process (GO): positive regulation of DNA-templated transcription
Cellular component (GO): chromatin; nucleoplasm
Molecular function (GO): zinc ion binding; ubiquitin-protein transferase activity
Source: RefSeq, a predicted model, not a curated record